Molecule: messenger RNA, 2361 nt
Organism: Exophiala mesophila
Lineage: Eukaryota; Fungi; Ascomycota; Eurotiomycetes; Chaetothyriales; Herpotrichiellaceae
Exons: 1
Coding region: 188-2194 (668 amino acids)
Source: RefSeq, a predicted model, not a curated record
GACGAUUCGGCCCCCACGCAAUUCCCCUCCGAGUUGUACAGAAGAAGCUGGGUUGCCAUGCUUGAAAAGCUCCUCCCUCACUUGCUUUUAACCCGCCACGCUCUCGAUCCAUGUUGGCUCACGCCUAACGUGCGUGGCAGAGCCUCGUGGCUAUAGGCAUUCUCCCUACGGGCACAUAAGCACUAGCAUGGAGGAUGAUCGUGGUUUCCUCCUGGACAUUGAUGCCUCUAUCACCGAUGUUUACAGUAAAUUGGAGUCCGGAGAACUUCGAGUUCUCCUCUUGGCCCCCGGGCAGAAAGGGACACCUAUCCAGUGUAAGAUAGAUGUCAUCUUCAGUUCGAAGAGUGUGCAGUUUGAAGCACUCAGUUAUGUCUGGGGCGAUACUAAAAAGUCCCACGCCAUUUCCUGCAACGGUUUCGACUUUGCCGUCACCGAGUCCCUCCAUACUGCGUUACAACACCUGAGAUAUCCAGAUUCCUCGCGAAGAUUGUGGGUCGAUCAAUUGUGCAUCAACCAAGAUCGUGAUGAUGAAACAAGGGUCCAAGUAGCCCAAAUGGGGACAAUAUAUUCUUCCGCAACCAGAGUCGUCGUGUGGUUAGGCCAAUGCAACCGGAAGAUGUCUGUGGCUUGGGAACUCCUGCAGCAAACCUCGCUCAGCUCUAGCCUUGCUCGAUCCGAUUUCUUGUCUUCAUCCUCGACUUCCUCCACCUCCACCUCCACCUCCACCAAACCUCCCAGAAGCCCCCGGCGUCAAAGCAGCAGCUCUUCAAUCUCAAAACAUUCUAGCCGUGCCUCUAGAUUCCGGUCAUCCAAUUCCCGAGAGCCAUUAUCUUCCUCCGUAUCCAGUGCCAACAACGUUACCCCAACAAGGCCCAAGAGUCAACGUCAAGACACUCCUCCGAGCUUGAAAUCAGCUUUGCUAAUCUUCCAACAUACCUGGUUCGGGCGAAAAUGGACCUUUCAGGAAAUCAUCUUAGCCAAAGCAGCCAUUAUCUGCUGUGGUGACCUUGAGAUGGCCUGGAGCGAUCUGACCUCUUGGUAUUUCCACUACGCUUCCAAGUUGAGAGGAUAUAGUCUCCUGUAUGAUUCGCAUGGGUCUUUUGAAACCGUCAUGAAUGUCCGCAACGAGAUCGGCAAGGGCAACUUGACCCUCAGCAACCUUUUAAUGCUUACCAGACCGAGGUCGAGCUUGAAAGCAGAAGAUGCUAUUUAUGCCUUGUUGGGCCUGCUUCCCGAUUUCGCGCAGUACCUCACCAAGAAUCAAAAUCCACUCGCCGUAAGAGAUUCUCGAUCUUCCCAGGCCGAUGCCCUUUUCGAUCUCUAUUUGCAGGCCUUUAGGUAUUGUCUGGAAAAGGAAAACGCCUUGACUGUUCUCAGUGCGGCCGGCAAGUAUAAGGGCAACGUGGAAAUGCUUGAUUGGCCAUCUUGGCUGCCUGACUGGCGCCAGCAACUUCCAUUACGACCUCUGAUCUUGUCAGAUUCAACAGUCCUGGGACCAGAAUCGUCUUUCGACGAUGAAACUUUCGGGACUGGUAUCAGCAACUGCAAUCACAAGGAAGAAAGCCCAGUCUACAUGCUCAAGGCGGGUUCUGAUACUCCUCUACCUUAUUCCAACCAAGAAUACACCAUGACUGUAAGGGGCAUUCGUCUUGGAUGUCUCGCCGUCCGUCCUGGAACAUGGCCUAGCAUAUUCUUGAUCCCGGAGCGACUCGCAUCGAGCCACAUCCAAUCGCCAAACGCAGCCCCUGGAGGACAGAAGUACUCCAGAUCCAUCAAUGAAUUAAUUCCAUUCCCUCUCCCUCAACCUCAGCCGUCACCUCAACAAAAUACCUCCUCGUACGCAGAGAAGCUAUUCCAGAAGUGUCUGAAACUCAAGGCAACUUGUGAACCCGUCCGUACUGCUACAAUGGUGCAAAAUGGAGACUGGCUAUGUGCUUUCCUAGGUGGGAAAGUCCUUUAUGCUGUGCGGCCUCUUGCCGAGGCUGCCUCACCUCGUCUAAGCCUGCGAGAUCGAAGCCGGGCUAAGAUGAAGCAGAAUCGUAGGAAGCUACGAAUGCCUGACGUAAGCUCUCCGUCCAAGGCGGAAAUAUCUCUCCGCUGCACAUUCAUUGGGGAAUGUGCCAUGAAUGGCCUAUACCCCAGCGAUGUGCUCGACAAGAACCCGGAACACAUUCUGGAGUUUGAGCUUGUUUGAACGUCGUUGAGAAAUGGUUGGGUCGUCUAUUUCUCACGUGACCACGAGGCCGCUGAAAUUCCGGCCAAUUCGCCAAUCAGCUUCAAGGAGCGCAAGGCUUUCCGGCCAGGCGAAUCACAAAUGUCCAUGCUCAGGUUUGGAUGCGUAUCGAAUUCCGGCCUCAGUGG